This is a messenger RNA of Entrophospora sp. SA101, 1578 nucleotides long. NCBI's taxonomy places the organism in Eukaryota, Fungi, Glomeromycota, Glomeromycetes, Entrophosporales, Entrophosporaceae. The record is from the annotation of a GenBank genome assembly.
AUGCCAAAUGGCGAAGUUGAAAUAAAUUUGGUCCCAAAUAAAAAAUAUUAUUAUAAAUUUGUUAUUGAUGGUGAUUGGGUGUUGGAUCCUAGUUUAGCUAAAAUUUCUAAAGAAGAAGAUUCAACAAUUAUUCAACCUCCUGCACCUAUCCUAACUCCACCAGAAUCACCAGAAUAUAACCUUGAUCUUGAAAAUGAUAAACAUGUAGAAGAGGAAGAACAAAAAGUAAUUAAUAAUAUUGAACAAUAUAAUGAUAAUGAGAAACCUACAAUGUCGGAUGACGAAGAAGAAAAUCACGAUAGUAAUGUUUUAAUUGAAAACACAACUACUAAUGACGAUGAAAUUGCCACAACAAAAGAAUUGUUCGAAGAGAUUAAAGAAUUAGAAGAAAAAGAUACUAAAGAAAAAGUGAAUGACGAUAAUAAUAUUGAACAAUAUAAUGAUCAUGAGAAAUCUACGAUGUCGGAUGGCGAAAAAGAAAAUCAUGAUAGUAAUGUUGUAAUUGAAAACACAAAUACUAAAAUUGACGAUGAAAUUACCACAACAAAAGAAUUGGUCGAAGAGAUCAAUAAAGCAAACGAAGAUAUUAAAGAAUUAGAAGAAAAAGAUACCAAAGAAAAUGUGAAUGACGAUAAUAAAAUCGAAAUUACAUCUUUUUCCUCAGUUGAUAAUGAUUUGGUGCAUGAUAAUGAUUUUGAAACAUUAAAAUUUUCUGUCUGUGCUGAUUGUAAAUGCGGCAGUGACGAGAAUGAAGACGAACAUCAUAAUGAGGAGGAGUACACAAUUGAUAAAGAUCAUUUAUUAUUUUCUGGUGAAAUUAUUAAUGAUUUUGAUUCUGGUGAAAUCAAAAACAAUGAAGAAUUUUCAAAUAUGGAACUUGAUGAUGAAGAAGAAAAACUUGAAGCCACCGAGACAAUUGUUGAUACUAUAACUACAACAUCUGACGACAUAAAAGAAUCUUCUCUAUCUUCUCCUAUUAUUGAUGAUAAAGAUUUUGAUAAUUCGAACACAAAUAUGUGGUCAGAAGAAAUUACAAGUUUAAGUUUUGCUACAGAAACAAUGACUACAACCACCACUACCACUACCACAAUAGUAGAAAAUGUUGAAGGGGAUGAUGAUGUUGCUCCAACAGUUACAAUAACAACAACGGCCACCUCCGAUGCUGAAUUUGUAGCAGAAGAAAAAGAGAGAGGCAAGGAUGAUGAUGAAACUAUUGUCGUUGAAAGUGUUUUAACAUCAUUAGAGGAAGAACAAAAGGAAGAGGAGGAAUUAGUUGUUAAUAAUGAUUCUACAAUUGAUGAUAAUAGUAAAGCUAUUAUUCUUGACGAAGAAAAAAUUUUGGAUACGAUCGAUGAUUGUUUAUCAAAAGAAGAAGCUAUUAUUCUUGAUGAUGAAGAAGAAAUUUUGAAUACGACUGAUAAUUGUUUAUCAAAAGAAGAAGCAGCUAUUAUUCUUGAUGGGGAGGAAAUUUCGAAUACGAUUGAUGAUUAUUUAUCAAAAGAAGAAGAAGCAGCAAUUGAUGAAGCAAUUGUCAAUAGUAGUGAAUAUAAUACAAGAGAUCAUUUUGUUAUCAGAUGA